UCAGUGGGCAUUGCAUUUGCAUUGGGUGCCUCCACAUCCCAUCCAGGUGGGACUGAAUCCCACUCUGUGACUUCAGAUGGCUGUACCCCAGUGAGGAUGAGCCUGGAUGCUGUUAUGAAGGUGUCCUCAUGAGUGCAAUCUUGCAGAUGACAGCAUUUGGUCUCACUCUCCUCUCAGCUCUAUUCCUCCUCCUUGCCACAUGCACCGACUGCUGGAUGGUUAACGCUGAUGACAGCUUGGAGGUGAGCCACAAAUGCCGGGGCCUUUGGAGGGAAUGUGUCACCAACAUGCAGGAUGGAGUGAGGACCUGCGACCAGUAUGACUCCAUUCUGGCAGACCAUCCAGUGAAGAUCGUGGUGGCACGAACGCUGCUGAUCACAGCGGACCUCUUGGUGGGCCUGGCUUGGGCUACUUUGCUCCUUGGGCUCGACUGCAUCAAGUUCCUCAAGGAAGAACCUCGUGUCAAACUGAAGUUGUGCUACGGGGCUGGGGUCAUCCUCGGCAUUGGGAGUAUCCUGGGUCUUGUGGGCUCUGUGUGGUACGCAGUGGAUGUCUACGUGGAGAGGGCCAUGCUGGUGUCCCACAAUCUCUUCCUGGGGGUUCACUAUGACUUUGGUUGGUCCUGCUGGUUGGGGAUGGCCGGCUCAACGGGCUGCUUCAUGGCAUCCGUCCUGCUCACAUGCUGCCUCCGUGCCCACACAGCUCCCAGCCAUCCCCAGGGACCUCGGUGCCAUGUUGUCACCAGCAAGAUGUACAGCAUCAACUCCCGUGUGUGAUGGGCAGCACCUCCUGCACCCAGCCAAGGACGGUCCCACCUCAUUAAAGCACCAUCACCUACAUGGGACAGCUCAGCAAUGUGUCACGCAGUAAGAGAAGAUGCUGAAGCCUUGAGGAAUGGAAUCGUUUGAGUUGAAAGGGGCACUUUGAGGUCAUCUUUUCCAACACCCCAACUUAGCAAUGAACAGUGCUAAGCUCCUGUUGUACCCUACAGCUGUGGGAGCAGCAAAGCAGCUCUGCUCAUUGCCCUGUUGUUGCUUUGAAGUAAUUCAGGGCAAAGCCUCAUCAGCACAGAGCAACACUGACUCCCCGUGGCUGCAGCAGCGAGCCUCUGCCCCUGUGCUGUGUGUGCUGACUGCAGUCCAACAGCUCCGUGGUUCAAAGAGCGGCUCUUACAGGUGGAAGCUGCUGCUCUACCGGGCAGCCAGAAACGCUGAAAGGCAUUUAGAGAUAGAGCACAACACAGACGCAUCGGCCGCUAAUGGCUGGUGCUCCAGCACACCGGAAAGCAAUUAGAAGAGCGAGCAUUAACAUGAUAAAAGCAGAGCGCUCAUUAGUGGGAAGGAGGGGAAGCCACAGGGCGCUUAGAGCCGUCCAUGGGCAGACCCGGCGGUGCAUUCAUUGCGCUGCUCCUCCUGUUUUGCCUAUGGAAGCAUCACUUCCAUGUGCUGGACUAAGAGCCUUUCACCCGCAUAGAGCUGAGGGCACAAACCCAGCAGUACCAACAUUCAAAUCCACAACUGCUGAGCAACAAAUGAACUGCUCGGCUUCCACAGAGGUGGGUUUGAAUGAACCAGAGCAGGCCGUGAUUAACUUUAAGACCUUUAUUAACAGAUGCUUGCAGUUUGACUUGAAAAAAUCAGGCGUACUUUUCUUACAAAUUAAAAAUGAGGUUCUUAAAAAUCUCAACUUGACCAGAUAUAUGAAACAAUUUAAAAACCUUUAAAGGUGUAUUGAGAAAAAACAGACUUUUAAAAAACGCGUUUCUUGUUUCCAAAAGGAGACUUCUUUAGGUAAAAAUAAUAAAAACCCCAUGCUGCAUAGAUAAUGCAGAUAGUUCUUGUAAUCUGGU
This is a messenger RNA of Coturnix japonica (Japanese quail), 1849 nucleotides long. RefSeq names its product claudin-16-like. Gene Ontology annotation, molecular function: structural molecule activity. The record is from RefSeq and is a predicted model, not a curated record. Lineage: Eukaryota; Metazoa; Chordata; Aves; Galliformes; Phasianidae. Gene Ontology annotation, cellular component: bicellular tight junction; membrane.